AUACAGAUAGUUAGCAUAAUUUUUUUUCUUUCUCUUAACCUGUAUGAUGUCUCUUAUUUUUCAGACUACCUGCUCUCUAAUAAUUAUGUAAAUUCUAUUAUUGUCCACAAAUUUGACUUCUCUGAUGAGGAGAUCAUGGCAUAUUAUAUAUCAUUUUUGAAAACUCUUUCCUUGAAGCUCAACAAUCAUACUGUACAUUUCUUUUAUAAUGAGCACACUAAUGACUUCGCUUUGUACACUGAAGCUAUUAAAUUUUUUAACCACCCAGAAAGCAUGGUCAGGAUUGCUGUUAGGACUAUAACUUUAAAUGUCUACAAAGUGUCAUUGGACAACCAACCUAUGCUGCAUUACAUUAGAGAUAAAACUGCUGUCCCUUAUUUCUCCAACCUCGUUUGGUUUAUUGGAAGCCACGUGAUAGAACUGGAUAACUGUGUGCAGACUGAUGAAGAGCACAGAAAUAGGGGCAAACUGAGUGACCUGGUAGCAGAACAUCUUGAUCAUUUACAUUACCUUAACGAUAUCCUUAUCAUUAACUGUGAAUUUUUAAACGAUGUGCUGACAGACCACCUACUUAAUCGGCUCUUUCUUCCCCUCUAUGUGUAUUCACUAGUCAAUCAAGACAAGGGUGGAGAGCGUCCAAAAAUAAGCCUCCAAGUUUCUCUCUAUCUUCUUUCCCAAGUUUUCCUAAUUAUACAUUAUGCCCCUUUGGUGAACUCAUUAGCUGAGGUUAUACUUAAUGGUGACCUCUCGGUGUUUUCUUCUAAAGUUGAGCAAGAUGUACAGAAAAACUCGGCAAAGUCAAGUAUCAGAUGUUUCAUAAAACCAACAGAAACACUUGAGAGGUCCCUUGAAAUUAACAAACAGAAGGGGAAGAAGAGAGUGCAGAAAAGACCCAACUAUAAAAAUGUUGGUGAAGAAGAUGAAGAGGACAGAGGAUCUGAAGAUAACCAAGAUGACCUAGAUAAAACUAAAAGUACAGAAGUGAGUUCGAAGGGCAUCCGAACAAGCAGUGAAAAUGAAGAAAUAGAGAUGGUAAUCAUGGAGAGGUGUAAACUGUCAGAACUGCCCAUCUCUACUGUGACAGAACAGAAUACAACAGAUGAAGAAAAGAGUGCAGCUGCCUCUGGGAGUGAGAUAACAAACUGGAACAGGCCUUUUCUUGAUAUGGUCUAUAAUGCGCUGGACUGUGCUGAAGAUGAUUACUAUGCCCUCUUUGUGCUCUGUCUGUUAUAUGCAAUGUCACACAACAAAGGAAUUGACCCAGUCAAGCUGGAGAGAAUUCAACUUCCAGCUCAACAUGCUGAAGAGAGAAAUUCAUAUAACCAUGUACUUGCGGAAGGGCUCAUCAGGAUAAUGAAUUAUGCUGCACAACCAGAUGGAAAAAUCCGCUUGGCAACUUUAGAACUUGGCUGCCUGUUGCUGAAGCAGCUUGUGUUCUCUAGGAACAGCAGCAUCAUAAAAGAUGUUCACCUAGCUUGCCUUGAGGGUGCAAGGGAGGAAAGCGUUCAUCUCCUUCGUCGUUUCUAUAAGGGAGAAGAAAUUUUUCUGGAUAUGUUUGAGGAUGAAUACCGGAGCAUGACAAUUAAACCCAUGAAUGUAGAGUACUUGAUGAUGGAUGCCUCAAUCUUAUUGCCUCCAACGGGGACACCACUGACUGGUAUUGAUUUUGUGAAAAGAUUGCCUUGUGGAGACGUGGAAAGAACACGAAGAGCAAUCAGAGUUUUCUUUAUGCUCCGUUCACUAUCACUGCACUUGCAAGAUGAGCCAGAAACUCAGUUACCACUCACGAGGGAGGGAGAUCUGAUAAAGGCAGAUGAUGUUCUCGACUUGAAUAACAGUGAUCUAAUUGCUUGUACAGUCAUAACAAAGGAUGGAGGUCAAGUUCAAAGGUUCCUGGCUGUGGAUAUAUACCAGAUGAGUUUAGUUGAGCCAGAUGUUGCCAGACUUGGAUGGGGUGUAGUUAAGUUUGCAGGCCUUUUGCAGGAUAUGCAGGUGACAGGCGUGGAGGAUGACAGUAGAGCUCUGAACAUAAUAAUUCAUAAGCCUGCCUCAAGUCCUCAUUCUAAGCCCUUCCCUAUCCUUCAGGCUACAUUUAUUUUUUCAGAUCACAUCCGCUGCAUUAUUGCAAAGCAGCGUCUUGCAAAAGGCCGUAUCCAAGCUCGACGUAUGAAAAUGCAGAGGAUAGCAGUUCUGCUGGAUCUUCCUGUUCAGCCUUCAACUGAAAUUAUGGGUUUUGGACACAGCUCUUCAGCUACAGCCCAACACCUUCCAUUUAGAUUUUAUGAUCAGUCACGGCGUGGUAGCAGUGAUCCUACAGUGCAACGCUCUGUUUUUGCAUCUGUUGACAAAGUUCCAGGUUUUGCUGUAGCCCAGUGUAUAAAUCAGCACAAUCCAUCACCACUCUCAUCACCAUCACCUUCCAGUGGCAGUGGGAGUACGGGGCGCUGUGAUUCAGUGGCUGCAAGCUCAACGUCCACCCCUUCUGCUGCACAGAGCCCAUCAGAUGAUGCUUCAGCUCCAGAGCAGCCUCGAAUGGCCAUUUCUGGUCAGACAAUGUUGACUGAUGAAACUCUUUCAGCUGUCUCAAAGUCUAGCAAGAAUGCUGUAAAGAACAGUGACGUAGAAACAGCAAACCUUUCUCCUAGCCUGAUUCCUGCACAGCAGCCCACGAUAUCAUUAAUAACAGACAACAAUACGGAUGCGCUAAGUGUAGAGUCACUUACACUGGUGCCACCAGUUGAUCCACACAGCAUUCGAACAUUCAGCUGCAUUCCUCAGUCCUCUUUGCAAUCUGAAGCUGAAGUUUGCAAGAUAAAAGAGGUGGAGGAAGAAGUUCUGACUAAAGCCAGCCUGCAGACUGUGAUAAACAGUGAAGCAAAUGCAACCAAAUUCUUUGUUGUUUUUCCUUUGGGAGUGCAGAUACUUCUUGAAGCCUCAGAGGCCAUCUGGUCCAUGAGAAGAGGACCAUCAUGA
Molecule: messenger RNA, 2973 nt
Organism: Nestor notabilis (Kea)
Lineage: Eukaryota; Metazoa; Chordata; Aves; Psittaciformes; Psittacidae
Gene: CLEC16A
Product: C-type lectin domain family 16, member A
Biological process (GO): endosome to lysosome transport; regulation of autophagosome maturation; endosomal transport
Cellular component (GO): late endosome; endolysosome membrane
Source: RefSeq, a predicted model, not a curated record